AUAUUAGGAUAAGAAAAAAAAAAUAAUUUCAUGGAUUUUUUAAAUUUUUAUUAUUUUGUCGCUGCUGUUUAAAUAAAUGACGCCAUUAUCGAAGGACAGGAAUGUGGGCGAAGUUGCGCGAAACACUAAAUGGGGAGUGGCAGGGCCCCCUGUCUCCUUGUUGAAGCGUCCUGGUGGAGCAUCUCAGCCUUGGCCCUUACACCCACAGCAAGUGGAGCGGCUACACAGGUCCCACCUCCCCUCCUCUCAUGCCCCACUCUUCCACACACGGCAUGCAGAGGAAAGUGCCGGGAGGCCUCACUUAGUCACUAUUGUACGGCCAUGUGGUCAAAGUGGACUACGGAAGGUGACUGUGCUGCUGAACAGGAGGGCGGUGGUGUCCUUUGAGCAGCUGCUCCUGGAUAUCUCCGAAGCAUUGGGGUUUCCACGAUGGCACAGGGGAAGAGUGACACGUCUGUUCACAACACAUGCUCGAGAGGUAAAGGGAGUGUGUGAUUUCUUCUGUGGGGAGGUGGCUUUCUUGGCUCUCGGUAAGACCCGCCCUGAGUUGCACAGUGUGCAGGACGCUCUUGAGGAACUUUUCCCAGAAGCCUCCCAUUACCGUGCAGAUGCUCUGCGGGUCUGGGAGAAGAAACUCCGGCCAGCCCCAGAUAAAGCUGCCAAAGCAGACAGCGGAUACAGCGAGGAGACAGAAAACACUGGGAAUUUAGAGAAAGAGACACUGCCAGACACACAUAAUGCCCAAGCAUCUCAACAUCCACACAAACACCAGAAAGGACGCUAUAUUUCUGACCCCCAGAAUUCUAAUAAGAAGAAUUCCUGCAACAAACCUGUUCAGCUUCCCAACAACCUGCAGAAAUUACGUGUUAGGGGAGGACUCAAAGAGAGAAAGCUUUCUAUUAUUGGUCCAUUAAAACAUAAUGAAGUUUUGAAAGACACAAAUAUACCAUCUCCUAUAUUGUGUGAAAGCUGCUUAGUGACAAAAUCAAAACCUCUGGCUCCAGGACUGAUUAGCACUCUGUCAGGAUGGGCUCCUCUUCCUCCUGUGUCAAAGAAACAGAAAGAGGCGAAACAGUCAGAUGAUUGUAAGUCCCCCACACCUCCUCCAGUCAGCAGUGACAAGGAGCAGAGCUCUGUACCAUCACAGCCUUUAGCUCCAGCUCCUUCAGUACACACAGAACCCCCAGUCACAGACACCUACAUCCUCCCAGAUGAUAGGGAUCUCACCUUGUCCGACAUUGAGCGCUGCUAUGAAAUCGGACGUCUGGUUGGAGAUGGGAACUUCGCUGUUGUACGGGAGUGCCGGCGUCGUGACGACGGCCAACCUGUCGCCCUGAAGAUUGUGGAACGCUCCAAGCUGAUUGGUCGGGAGCACAUGAUGCAGAAUGAGCUCAGCCUCCUAGGUAGCCUGAGACACCCCCGUAUAGUGAGGCUGCUGGCCCACCACCAUACUCGUACGCACUCCUACCUGGUGAUGGAGCUAGUGAGCGGAGGAGAUCUGUUCGAGGCCAUCAGUGACAGAGGGAAGUUUUCAGAGGCUGAGGCUGGACUGAUGGUUUUGGAUGUGAGCGAAGCGCUAAGCUACAUCCACUGCAGGAGCAUCGUCCACAGGGACCUAAAACCUGAGAAUUUAUUGAUAGAGAAAGUAACUGCUGGCAUGGAUCGGCUGAAGUUGGCAGACUUUGGCCUGGCAAUGGUAGUAACAGAACCAGUCUUCACCAUUUGUGGAACACCAACAUAUGUGGCUCCAGAGAUCCUCUGUGAGACAGGGUAUGGAUUAGCAGUGGAUGUUUGGGCUCUGGGGGUGAUUCUCUAUAUCCUGCUGUGUGGCUUUGCCCCAUUUCGCAGCCGGGAUCGGGAUCAAGAAGAGCUCUUUAACCUUAUAAAACAAGCAGAGCUUCAAUUCCCUUCGCCCUACUGGGACUCUAUCUCAGAAGAUGCCACAGGUCUUGUCAGAUCUCUGCUCACACCCGAUCCCACAUUAAGGCUGACAGCAGAGCAGACCCUACAGCACCAUUGGGUGAAGACUAUGGCUUCAGCCUGCAGCCAGAGGGCACUCUCUGGCAAAACUAAAGGAAAUCAUGUUGCUUAUAAAAAAGUAAUGCAGGGAGUGGAGAGCCAAACUCCAGAAAACGCUGCAGAAUCACUGACAAACCAAACAGCCGAACACCCUGGCACUGAGACGGAAAUAACCUUCAAGAGACAUAAUGAAUUUACAAAAAGAGGCCAAGAUCAGAACACAAAUCCACUGGUACAAUCUGAAGACAAGAGCUGCAUAGGCAUUGAAGCUUCCAAGAAGAGAGAGCAAACACCUUUAGCUGAUACACGUCGUCAAGAGAAACCAGAAACAGUAUCUGCAGAGCAGCAGAAAGGCAGAGCAGCGACUCCUCCACAACUGAAAACAAGCCUUCAUCCCAGAUUAAACUGCAGUCCAAACAGAACAGAGAACAGUAAACCAACAGAUUCAGCAUCUCUAACCAAACACCAGGAAUGGUAAAUUGCCAACAGCAUCAUACUCCAUCACCAAGACCAGAGGCUAAGUGUUUGGCUAUCCAGCAGCUCUACACCUCACAUUAAACGACACUGAGUCACCACAAACAGAUGACUCUAAAGCACAAUAAGGCCAAUGGUCUAAACAUUCAAGCCCUGUCAUGAGCGGAAUUUCUAUCAGUUUGAUUGUGUGAUUAGAUCAGGACAAUCUUUCUUUGUUACAAACAAUAGCCUUGAUUUUAUUUUCGCAGUUGAAGUUUCGGACGAAUGAAUAAAGUCUGAUUGAUGAGAUCAAUGUUUAGACCAUUUGUUCUCCGUUUAGGAAUUAAUCAUGGGAUGUUGUUUAACGGCUGAGUCUCUGUCCAAACUUGCAAAUUUAGUCCGUAAACAUGAAGCAUGUUAACUUGUGUUGUGAUAACAUUUUCAAGUAUUAUUCUUACAUAUUUUACAUUUAUAGAGACAUAAAAGUGCAACCUAAUAGAUGUUAUUUUAAAAGCGCUUUAUUUUAGGAUUAUUACUUCUAAAUUGAAAACAUAAAUUCUACUAAAGCGUCCUUUACCAAGGGUUUGUUUUUUUAUGUUGUGACAUUAAAGUACUACUGGUUUGACUUUGUCCAAAUGACACUGGUAAUGUUAAACUAAAUGUGUAGUAAGAUAUUGUAAACAACGCUGACUGUUGGAACAGGCUCUGAACACAUUGAGCCACUGGGUUGCAUACCUAGGGGGGGUAUUGCUCUCCUGCCAUUCCACACAGACCAAAUAGGGCAUAUCUCUCUAUCCAAUGAGGACUGGUUAAUCCUGUCCCUCCGACUGCAGACAGCUGACAUUCUGACAUCCUGCCCCACCCAGCCAAAAGCACUUUCACAACCCCCCUCAUACCCAGGCCAGUAGACUUCCGCAGUCUUUGUGGUUUCGGUACCAUAUAUAGACUAUGUAAGGGACAUUGGUAGUGAAUGAUAAAGCUUAUCAAUGCCUAUAGUAUGCCAAGUAUCAGUGCUAUCCUGCUUUUCUAGUUAGAUCUUUUAUGCAUCAUCAAACCAUGCAUGCAGAGAAUUCCUUAAAGUUAGUCAAACCAGUUUAAAAGACUGUUAUAAGCCCUUCAAAUGUGCAAGCCACAAACCGAAACAUUAGAAAUCUGAUUUGGUUGUAUGUUUAGCAGCUUGUUGAAAGCAAUCCCUCUCUAGAAUCAUCACUGUCAUACACUGGCAAUGUUUUUUUUUUUUUUUCUGUCACAUAUGCAGUCAUAAUAAGAAAAAACAGAAUGGAGAUCAGCUUCGUUGGCUAAGAUUGUGUGCACAAACUAGAGAACUGAUGCAUUUAAAACGUGCAGACCUGUAGGAAGAAUUAUAAAAACUUAAGAGGAAGUAUUUAAUAAUUAAACUUUAUUGAUUUUACAUUGGAGAAAUUGACCUCUGCAUUUAAACCAUCCCCUUGGGGAGCAGUGGGCUGCCAUCGUGGGCUGCCGGGGAGCAAUCAGGGGUUAAGGGUCUUACUCAGACACCCAGAGUGGCAGUGGGUUUCAAGCUCACAACCUCAAGAUUCCAAGCUCUAUACCCUAACCACUAGGCUGCCACUCCCCCAUAUGUAGAAUGAAAGAAAUAGUACCGUAUGUAAAUCAUUUUUUUCAUACAUAAAUACAAGUUGUAGUGCUGACAUGAAAAAAGUGUGACCAGUCUGCGUCCAGGAUGUAGGGGGGUCUACAGAGAUGUUAGCUGCUCCUUUGAAAGGGAAACUCAGCCCCUAUAUUCUCUCUAAAGAUUUAUUUGUUUUUUAUAGUUUGGACCAGUUCCUGUUUUCUGAAUGAGUCACAACCACAGUUACUGCCAAAUUGUAGCAAUAAAAGUGCUAAUUUGAGAAAAGAACUGUUUUUAGAAGUUUUUCCCCACUAAUUAAAUAUAACCUGAUUAGUAUUCACUUUAUCUAAAAACAGUGUUUUCUGAAACAUAUACACUUUUGUUUGUAAAGAACUGUAAUAACUGAAUAUGAUGUAUACAUUUUUUAUUAGCGGAUAGUCUGCUGACAUUGAGAGAUUUAGCCUGAAAUGCACAUUAACAAUACAUAUAUACAGAUUUGAAAUUAAAAUAGUUGAAAGUAAGGGGUUUUGUGUACUUGUUUAGAUAAAAACGAAAUAACUAACCUUUUAGAUGCAUUUGA
Messenger RNA from Cyprinodon variegatus (sheepshead minnow), 4643 nucleotides. RefSeq names its product doublecortin like kinase 3 (gene dclk3). The transcript has 7 exons. Gene Ontology annotation, molecular function: ATP binding; protein kinase activity. The record is from RefSeq and is a predicted model, not a curated record. NCBI's taxonomy places the organism in Eukaryota, Metazoa, Chordata, Actinopteri, Cyprinodontiformes, Cyprinodontidae. Gene Ontology annotation, biological process: protein phosphorylation; intracellular signal transduction. The coding region runs from base 77 to 2497 and encodes 806 amino acids.